This is a messenger RNA of Acanthoscelides obtectus, 207 nucleotides long. The record is from the annotation of a GenBank genome assembly. NCBI's taxonomy places the organism in Eukaryota, Metazoa, Arthropoda, Insecta, Coleoptera, Chrysomelidae.
AUGCUGCGCAAUGGUAGUAAAAGGGCUGUAUUUAGAAUAAAACAUCAGCAAAGCGACAAAAUCUCCAGAAACGCAUUUUUAAAGAAACAACUAAAAUGCAUUUCUCAUGCGGAGAUGGCUGUGAACCCCUUCGUCGACGUUCGAUUGUUCUGCGGUAUCGGCGCGUCGCGGACAGUUGAAGAUCGCCCUAUCGACAUUCACGGCUAA